Polistes dominula (European paper wasp) is the source of this 578-nucleotide messenger RNA. RefSeq lists its product as uncharacterized. The record is from RefSeq and is a predicted model, not a curated record. NCBI's taxonomy places the organism in Eukaryota, Metazoa, Arthropoda, Insecta, Hymenoptera, Vespidae. Gene Ontology annotation, molecular function: monooxygenase activity; heme binding; iron ion binding.
AUGACUACGUAUAUUGUUGUCAAAUUAAGCAACAAAUUAUUAUGGAAAAAAAAAACAAUAAUACUAUUUUUGAUAUUAGCCAGUUUAUGUAACUUAUUAGUACUGUUUGGAUUAUAUGAGAGAAGAAUAUCAGUUUUAACUGCUGCUAUUUACGUUGCUCUCAGUAGAACUGUAUGGACAAUUGGUAUUGCAUGGCUAUUAAUUGCAUGUUGCACAAAUAAUGGAGAACAUUAUUUAAUUCCAUCUGGUACGGUCAUUGAAGUGAAUAUUUACAGCGUGAACAGAAAUCCAGAAUAUUGGCCAAAUCCAAAUGUUUUUGAUCCGGACAGAUUUUUACCGGAAAAUAUCAAGAGAUGUCAUCCCUAUUCCUACAUACCAUUUAGUGCGGGGCCUAGAAACUGUCAAAAAUUUGCAAUGCUUGAGCUCAAACUAUUUGUAGCUUUUAUGUUGUAUAAUUUUGAAUUAGAACCAGUGGAUGAUGUAGAUGACGUUACAUAUUUGGCAGGUGUGACUUUACCCCCGUCUAAACAACUGCGAGUCAAAUUUAUACCAAUUGUACGAUCCGAAAGGAUCGUACG